Molecule: messenger RNA, 556 nt
Organism: Pteronotus mesoamericanus
Lineage: Eukaryota; Metazoa; Chordata; Mammalia; Chiroptera; Mormoopidae
Product: cytochrome c oxidase copper chaperone
Exons: 3
Coding region: 136-327 (63 amino acids)
Biological process (GO): mitochondrial respiratory chain complex IV assembly
Cellular component (GO): mitochondrial intermembrane space
Molecular function (GO): copper chaperone activity; copper ion binding
Source: RefSeq, a predicted model, not a curated record
UGAGAGGCAGGACUUCCUGUUCUUUCUAGACCCGCAGCUGGAGGUGACAGACAGCGUGACUGCCGGCUAAUCGGUUUUUGCGGAGGCUAGAAAAGUUAAGGGUGCCUGUACUAGUUGCCGCUCUCAGCCCGCAAGAUGCCCGAUCUGGCGGCCGCGAGCCCUGCCCCUUCUGAGGCGCAGGAGAAGAAGCCGCUGAAACCCUGCUGCGCCUGCCCGGAGACCAAGAAGGCGCGCGAUGCGUGCAUCAUUGAGAAAGGAGAAGAACACUGUGGACACCUAAUUGAGGCCCACAAGGAGUGCAUGAGAGCCCUGGGAUUUAAGAUAUGAAAUGGUGGUCUGCUCUGUGAAUGAAUAAUUCCUGAAGAAUGAAGAUGAUUUAAUAAUUUGGGGAGUUCUUUAAUGAACUUUGAUAAAUGGAAAAAGAAUCUAUAAUUAAAAAAAGAGGAAAUUGCAUGGUCAAAAAUCUUUAGGUGUGUUUCUUGUGUUCCUCAUAUCUGUACACGACGCUUAUUUUUUUUCUUAAAGGCUAUAGAAUAAACACAUCUUGUAAUAUAAA